This is a messenger RNA of Anguilla anguilla (European eel), 3753 nucleotides long. Its product is annotated as oocyte zinc finger protein XlCOF6-like. Gene Ontology annotation, biological process: regulation of transcription by RNA polymerase II. The transcript has 2 exons. Bases 458 to 2752 code for a protein of 764 amino acids. Gene Ontology annotation, molecular function: DNA-binding transcription factor activity, RNA polymerase II-specific; RNA polymerase II cis-regulatory region sequence-specific DNA binding. The record is from RefSeq and is a predicted model, not a curated record. NCBI's taxonomy places the organism in Eukaryota, Metazoa, Chordata, Actinopteri, Anguilliformes, Anguillidae.
UCCCCCCAAUGUUUGUAAAGAAUCUAAUUGUCCCCCACAAUCAUAGAUGAUCCAUCUCCCAUGUAAAGCUUUCAGUAAAUGCUGCAACAGCAAUAAAAGAUGACUUCAAAAUUAUGCAGAAAGGACUGUAACGCCUGUAAACAAACGUGAAUUAUUGACUCCCCUCUUCACACAGUAGCAGUGGUUUACCCCCAUGGCUACGAGAAGUUGGAGCUUAGGAAAGCACACAUGGGAUAUGUAGUCAACAGUUAGAGGUGAAUGCUCAAGCCGAUCAUACUAUGGACGUCACUUCCCAUAACCCUUAUAGAAAUAAAAAUGGUAAGAAGAAAUUUCAGGAUAGCGCUUCUGAAUUUGCUUGUGUCGAAAGUUCUGCGACGGAAACAGCGAUAGAUUUACCCACUAUCAUCUAUUCAAAAUGUAAACAAGCCAGGAAGUUUUCACGGUUGGGAAGACAUUUAUGACAACGUCAGCUAAGGAGCUGCAGUUCUGCAGACCUUUGAGCAGCAGUAUGAUGCAGGCAGGAGUCUGUCUGAGACAGGACACUGAGACUACACUACCAGAGCUCACAGAGCAGCACAGGAUCAGACAGAAAGAAGAGGAACUCAGUGGACUGGAGUCUGUCCACAUGGUGGAGACGGAGACAGAGUGUGCUGGACCAGGACUCAACACACUGGAGCCAGAUUGUAUUACAGCGCACUGUGGGGUCAGUGAUGUACACCACACAGACGCAUCACUGAUUAAAAUAGAAACUGAUCUGGGCUCCACCCACACUGGAGAUCUUAAGACAGAAAGGCUCGACAGUACAGAGCUGGGAUAUGUAAUCAAUUUGCAUGCUGACCAAAUAAAAACAGAGACUGAUGAUGAAGGAUACCAUAAUGCAGAACACAUUAGUGGCUUGCUGGAUGUUAAUUAUAUUAAUAUUGAAUCGGAUCAAAUCAAGUGUGAGUCUGCUGAAAGUUUAGUGAGUGGUCUCAUGAAUGCUGUGAUGACUGGAGCUGGUGUUGAUCAUAGCGACCAGACUGAACCAUGGCAGUAUGCAAGACAGCCAAACACAGACUGUAAAAAAGAAGAAAUUCAUGAUCACUCAACCCAAUGUGGGGACUUAAAUCAUCACUGUCAUAUAAACAAUGAGAGUAGUCAGACCAGAAUUGUCCAGAAAAGUGUUGGCAGUAGCAAAAACCAUAUUUGCCACAGAACGAAUGUGAAAACUGAGCCCAUGAUCAUUAAUUCAAGUAAAAACCCAAGCCUUUUGAAUUUCUUUCAAAAUGAAACAUUUCAUAGUAACAAUAGUGAAAUUAAUACCAGUGAAAAGCCAUACAAAUGCACACAGUGUGAGAAGUGUUUUAACACCAAAUCUGGUUUAAAUAGCCAUCACCAAGUCCAUACAGGUAAAAAGCCCUACAAAUGUUCUCAGUGUGGGAAGUGCUUUUCCAGAAAAUUUAAUUUAAAUACCCACCAGAGAAUUCAUACUGGGGAAAAGCCCUACAAAUGUUCUCAGUGUGGAAAUUGCUUUUCCACAUCAUCUCAAUUAAAUAGUCACCAUCGUUUUCAUACUCGUGAAAAGCCCUACAAAUGUUCUCAGUGUGGAAAUUGCUUUUCCACAUCAUCUCAAUUAAAUACCCACCAUCAUUUUCAUACUCGUGAAAAGCCCUACAAAUGUAGUGUGUGUGGAAAGUGCUUUUCUACAACAUCUGUGUUAAAUAGGCAUCAUAAAAUCCAUACAGGUGAAAGGCCCUACAAAUGUACUCUGUGUGGGAAGUGUUUUUCUACUAAAUCUAUGUUAAAUAGCCAUCAUAAAAUUCAUUCGGGUGAAAAGCCGUACAAAUGUACUGAGUGUGGGAAGUGUUUUUCCCGAGUGAGUAUUUUAAAUGACCACAAGAUUGUUCAUACAGGUGAAAAGCCAUACAUAUGUACUCAGUGUGGAAAUUGUUUUUCACAGGAAAGUGCUUUAAAUCGCCACAAGAUGAUUCAUACAGGUGAAAAGCCAUACACAUGUACUCUCUGUGGGAAGUGUUUUUCACAGAAAAGUGCUUUAAAUCGCCACGAGAUGAUUCAUACAGGUGAAAAGCCCUACAAAUGUACUGAGUGUGGGAAGUGUUUUUCCCACAUAGGUGCAUUAAAUCGCCACAAGAUGAUUCAUGCAGGUAAAAAGCCUUACAAAUGUCAUCUUUGUGGGAAGUGCUUUUCUACAUCAUCUAUUUUAAAUAGCCACCAGAAAAUUCAUUCAGGUGAAAAACCGUACAAAUGUACUGAGUGUGGGAAGUGUUUUUCCCGAGUCAGUAUUUUAAAUGACCACAAGAUUGUUCAUACAGGUGAAAAGCCAUACACAUGUACUGUGUGUGGAAAGCGUUUUUCACAGAAAAGUGCUUUAAAUCGCCACAAGAUGAUUCAUACAGGUGAAAAGCCAUACACAUGUACUCCGUGUGGAAAGUGUUUUUCACAGAAAAGUGCUUUAAAUCGCCACAAGAUGAUUCAUACAGGUGAAAAUCCGUACAGAUGUACUGAGUGUGGGAAGUGUUUUUACCAAAUGGGUGCAUUAAAUCGCCACAAGAAAAUUCAUUCAGGUAAAAAGCCCUACAAAUGUCCUCUGUGUGGGAAGUGCUUUUCUACAACAUCUAUUUUAAAUCGCCACAAGAAAAUUCAUUCAGGUAAAAAGCCAUACAAAUGUACUGAGUGUGGGAAUUGUUUUUCCCGGAAAAUUGAUUUAAAUUGUCACAAGAGGAUUCAUAUAGGUAAAAAGGCCUACUGUUAGUGUACUCGGUGAGGGAAAUGUUUGAAUACAUAAACUAAUUUAAAUAUUUGUCAGCAUGUUCUCAUGGAUGAAGAGCACUACUUUUGUAUUUAGUGUUGUAAGUGUCUUAAUAUAAAGUUUGCCGAUGAGUGUAUACAGUGCAGGAAACGGAACAUUGUGCCAGAUAAUUCAUACAGGUGAAAAGCCCAAAAGAAAUGUAUUUAUUUUGGGAUGUGUUUUUCAGAAACAAUGCUUUCUGAUAAACAAAUGACAGACCAUUGAUGUGGGCCAGUGGGUAGGUUUGUCAUUGUUGCAUUGUAAUUGCCACGAGGUAAAAUUCCCAGCGAAGGUCCUCAGUGUGUCUUUUUUUUCCAAAAUCUACAUUAAACACCAGAGAAUUUAUAACCAUUAAAAACCCUACACAUGUCUUGAGCUUGGGAUUUGUUAUUUAAAAAAAUCUCAUUUAAAUUUCCACCGGAAUAUCAAUUCAGGGUUGUAUAUAUUCAUUCACACACUAUGGGAAUUGCUUUAAAAAAAAAAAAAAAUUAUUAUAUUUUUAAAAAAUCAAAUUUCAAUAGCCAGCAAAGAUUCAGUUGUGCGCAUGAAAAUUUAAGAUUAAAAAUACUAAAAUAAAUGGCUAAAUUAAAGAAAUUGCAUUCCAGAAAACAAAGAAAAUCAGAUUGAAGCCCAACUAAAAAGUAAAGUUUUUGUUGAAAAAUAUCAAUACUUUCAGCUGCCCUCAAUAUUUAUGACUGAGAUAUUUAAUAUUUGGUUUAUAAUCUUGGCCAAAAAUACUGUAAAAUGGAAUUUUGUGUGAGUUUGUUUAUUGUGGAAUGGUCCAAAAAUAUCCCAUAUGGUUUUAAGUGAUACCAGAAAAAAAUCAUAAUUGUGAAAAGUCAUUACCACAGUGGUUCAUCAUGUUCCUUUCAACAACAGAUUAAAUUCAGAAACUGAAUUAAUGUAACCAGUCAGCGUGAGAAGUUUGCUUAGCAUGCAAAAUGUACUUUUGUAAGUCGCUUUGG